AUGAGUGACGCACCACCACCAGCCUCUAACUCUGGCGCCGCCCCUCAGCAGGAGGCGCCAUCCAAGAAUGCGCUGAAGAAGGCACAGAAGGAGAAAGAGAAGGCCGAGAAGAAGGCUGCUGCCCAAGCUCGCGAGCUCGCCGAGCGUUCCAAGAAGGCGGCCGAAGACGCUGCCGACGUAUCUGCUGGUGCAUACGGCGAAUUGCCCCUCUGUGGAUCCAAAGAUUUCAAGCCCACAGACAUUGCGCGCGUCAAUCUCGCCGAUGCCGCGAGCAACGAAGACAAGGAAGUCACAUUCAGAUGCUGGGUGGAGAAUGCUCGUGUUCAGUCGGCCAAGCUUGCUUUCCUCAACCUGCGCCAGAAUCUCAACACUGUGCAGGCAGUCGUUGCUGCUAGCGAUAAGCUGAGCAAGCAGAUGGUCAAGUUUUGCGGGAACAUCAGUACCGAGAGCACCCUCGUGGUAACCGGUUUGGUGAAGCGCGUCAAGGAGCCGAUCAAGAGUGCUACCAUCAAGGACUUCGAGAUUCAUGUACAGAAGCUCUUCAUCGAGAGCAAGGCCGAGGUACCCCUACCAUUGCAGGUUGAGGAUGCUGAGCGUCCACUACCCAGUGAUGCGGUCGUCGAGGAUGCAGAUAAACUGCAGGAAGGCGAGGAGCGACCGCUUGUCAGUCUAAACACAAGGCUCAAUAAUAGGACGAUCGAUCUCAGAGCGAAGAUCAACCAGUCCAUUUUCGUGAUCAAAAGUGGUGUCUGCGCGCUGUUUCAGGAGUUCUUGUCGAAGAAGGGUUUCGUCCUAGUUCACACUCCUAAGAUUCUUGGUGCCGCAUCUGAGGGUGGAGCCAACGUCUUCGAGCUCAAGUACUUCGACCGCCCUGCCUACCUCGCCCAAUCGCCCCAGUUUUACAAACAGAUGUUGAUUGCAUCCCGCUUCCAAAAGGUCAUGGAAAUCGGCCCCGUCUUCCGCGCUGAGAACUCGAACACAGCACGUCACUUGACUGAGUUCACUGGCCUUGAUUUGGAGAUGGAGUUUCAAGAGAACUACCACGAGGUCAUGGGCGUGCUUGAGGACCUCAUGCUGUUCAUAUUUGGCGAGUUGAACGCGCGAUACCGCAAGGAGACUGAGCUGGUCCGAAGCGUCUACCACGUCGAUGAAUUCAAGCUACCGGAAUCCGGCAAGGUGCCCAGGAUCCCCUUUCAAGAGGGUAUUAAGAUGCUGCGAGAAGCUGGCGAAGAACUCGGUGACUAUGAUGACCUGACCACACCCCAAGAGAAGAAACUUGGCAAACUCGUCCUCGAAAAGUACAACUCGGACUUCUAUACACUUGACCAAUUCCCCCUCGCUAUUCGUCCUGCCUAUACCAUGCCCUCGCCUGCCGACCCGUCCCUCUCCAACUCGUAUGACAUGUUCAUGCGCGGCCAGGAAAUCUGCUCAGGCGCCCAGCGUAUCCACGACUCCAGCCUCCUCGCUGAGAUGAUGCGCAAGCACGACCCGCCAAUUGACCCCGCAGGUGCCGGGACAAAGGACUAUGUGGAUUGUUUCAAGUAUGGAUGCCCGCCGCAUGCGGGUGGUGGGUUUGGGUUGGAGCGGAUUGUGCAGUUUUGGUUGGGCCUGCCGAAUAUCAGAAUGUGUAGUUUGUUCCCUAGGGAUCCUUCGAGAGUGGCGCCGUAG
Molecule: messenger RNA, 1668 nt
Organism: Plenodomus lingam JN3
Lineage: Eukaryota; Fungi; Ascomycota; Dothideomycetes; Pleosporales; Leptosphaeriaceae
Biological process (GO): aspartyl-tRNA aminoacylation
Cellular component (GO): cytoplasm; cytosol; aminoacyl-tRNA synthetase multienzyme complex
Molecular function (GO): RNA binding; ATP binding; aspartate-tRNA ligase activity
Source: RefSeq, a predicted model, not a curated record